AUGGCAGGGCGAGGAAGAAAGAGAAGAAGAGAAUGUGAAAAUGGAAAAGCUGCAGCCAAAAACUAUCAUCCUCAAUCUCAUAACAAUAACACUGUCCACCACCAAUCUUCUCAGGACUAUCCAUUUUCUCCUCCAUUGUGUUCUAGAGGAGUAGUCCUCACUUCGCCUCCUUUCUCCAAGAAACCAUUCGGAAGCCCUAGCAUUAAGACUCCGGACAACUCGAAACCAAUAUUAAUCAUAACUCUCGAUGAAGACGACGAGCUGCACCAUCAUGAGAAAGCCAAGGAAACGAGCGUGGAAGUCAUUUCAGAAAUUCCCGGAUCAUCACCUAUCAAUGGCGCCUUUGAAUACGUAGACGGGCACUGGGUGAAGACAGAAUCAGCCCCUCUGCUCAGAGCUAUCUUCGACAAAUAUGGCAACAUCACAAAGGACACAGAUGUCAAGUCCCCUUACCAUCUCUCCAUCUUCCUGGAACGGCUCUGCCAUGUCUACCAAAGGCUGGAGUGCGUUGAUCUCACGCGUGCAGAGCUUCAAGGCAUCACCUCUGAACUCCGCCUUUUAGAGGCGCGCAAGAUAAGUGUGGGAUGGAUUCUUGAGAGGGUGGAGAAUAUAUCUCAGAGCUUCCAAGAUUGCCAGCGCGCAGCUAGAUUUGAUGCAUUGGAGAAGGAUUUGGAAGAGUAUGAAAGACAAGUUUGUUUGCUGCAGCAGAAAAUCUCAUCAACAAAAGCAGAGUUGUUGAUGCACAAGCCCAAAAAUGAUCAAGUCAAAGAAGGUGGUGGGGAUAUGGAUAUCUAG
Salvia miltiorrhiza (redroot sage) is the source of this 795-nucleotide messenger RNA. RefSeq lists its product as uncharacterized. Lineage: Eukaryota; Viridiplantae; Streptophyta; Magnoliopsida; Lamiales; Lamiaceae. Bases 1 to 795 code for a protein of 264 amino acids. The transcript is spliced from 2 exons. The record is from RefSeq and is a predicted model, not a curated record.